Molecule: messenger RNA, 1329 nt
Organism: Trypanosoma grayi
Lineage: Eukaryota; Euglenozoa; Kinetoplastea; Trypanosomatida; Trypanosomatidae
Product: puromycin-sensitive aminopeptidase-like protein
Exons: 1
Coding region: 1-1329 (442 amino acids)
Biological process (GO): proteolysis; peptide catabolic process
Cellular component (GO): cytoplasm
Molecular function (GO): zinc ion binding; metalloaminopeptidase activity; peptide binding
Source: RefSeq, a predicted model, not a curated record
AUGUCGGACAUCAACCGCCCACACCUGCAACGGCAGGAUGAGGAGGAGGAGGCUGGUGUUUUCCGCCUCCCACGGCACUUUCUGCCGCGCCGCUACGACCUUUUCUUCGCGCCGCGCCCCGCCGAGGAGGCGUUUGUCGGCUCUGCCGUCGUGACGAUUGCUGUUGCGGCGUCGCUGCCCGUCCCCACGCGCCGCGUCACGCUACACGCGCUGCAGCUCCGCAUCGACCCACAGCACGUGACGCUGGCGGCAACAGCAGCCGACGGCGAGGCGGAGGGGCAGCACUGCCUCGCCGUGUACAGCGUCCCCGCGGACGAGACAGUCACGCUGGAGUUCGCCGUGCCGCUGCCGAACGGGGUGGGCGACACCUUCGCGCUGCGCUUCUCGCACUUUUCGGGGGCCAUUCAGAAAUCGAAGGUGUCGCGUGGGCUGUUCUUCUCCAACACGUACGACGGGAACUUCCUCGCGACGCACUUCGAGCCGACCAACGCCCGGCGGCUGUUCCCGUGCUUCGAUGAGCCGCCGUUCCGCGCGGUGUUUCAAAUCACGGUGGAGUUCGACGGCCGCUACAUGAUUGUGUCGGGAACGCAGCCUGUGCGGGAGGAGAUCGUGGCGGUCGACGAGGAUGUCUUCGUCGCCUUUUUCGGGCCCGUGGCCUCCACCACACCGUCUCACGGCGGUGGUGGCGGCAACACGGCUGCGGCUGGUGCUGGGGCGUCGGCUUCGACCCCGCCACUGCUGCACACAGCAGCGACCGGCUCUUUGGGUGCCGACGAGGAGGCCACCACGGCUGUACCACAACAGCAGCAAAAUUGCCAUCAUCUUCACCCCUUCUCUCAUCAUAUUCAACAUUAUCAUCAUCAUGAUUAUCAUCAUAUGCAUUCCUGUCAUCUUCAACACCAACAACAGUGCCAGUCGCUCGAUGGUAGUGGAAGCGGCCAGCACCCAUACUUCGUUCGCCGCAUCACCUUUGACGAGACCCCACAGCUCAGCACCUCUGCUAUCGGCUUCAGCACGGGGAAGUUUCACAUUGUGGAGAAGGAGGCGAGUCGACACCGGCUGCUCUGCCGUGUCCUUUUCCCCGCUGAUUUGCAGGUGAACCAGGGAUGGUACGCUCUCGAUCUCCUCACCAAGGCGGUGGACUUCUUCGACGAUUACUACGACUUUCCACUGCCGCUGCAGAAGCUUGACCUCAUCGGCCUGCGCUGCUUCUGCGCACUGGGUAUGGAGAACUGGGGGAUGAUCACCAUGCACCAGGAGNGCUGCAGAAGCUUGACCUCAUCGGCCUGCGCUGCUUCUGCGCACUGGGUAUGGAGAACUGGGGGAUGA